Molecule: messenger RNA, 1710 nt
Organism: Colletotrichum spaethianum
Lineage: Eukaryota; Fungi; Ascomycota; Sordariomycetes; Glomerellales; Glomerellaceae
Product: mitochondrial inner membrane magnesium transporter MRS2
Exons: 3
Coding region: 1-1710 (569 amino acids)
Biological process (GO): mitochondrial magnesium ion transmembrane transport
Cellular component (GO): mitochondrial inner membrane
Molecular function (GO): magnesium ion transmembrane transporter activity
Source: RefSeq, a predicted model, not a curated record
AUGCCUCCAGCGAUUCGAGCCCCGGUGCCCUCGACGAGCCUGCUGCGGUUUCUGCGAUCGCAAACGGAGGCCUCUUCGAUUUUCAGUCGGACUCAAUGUGCUGAAGCAGCGGCUGCUGCCAUUCGACCCAGCUCAGUCCGACCGGCCCCGAAUCCCCAAUGCCUUGCAAGGAGACUUUCUAGGAUAGGGACGAGGUCGAUUUCGACAAGCUGUAGGGGACCCGAGCUCCUCCCAGCUUCACCUCUCAGCUCCAACUCCGUCACCACCCGGGUGAGCCGCAAGCGCAGGGCAACCGAAUUACCCUCCUCGCCCGUCGCAUUCUUCAGCACAACCUGCGCGAGACGAGAUGCCUGCGGCGACGACUCCUCGGCGCCGCCCCGGACGUGGAAGGAGAGGCUCUGGGGUGUAAGAGGCCGGAGAGGAGCCAAGGCGCUGAAGCCGAACGACCUCCCCUUCCACGACGAUGGCGAAGCCGGCUCCAUGUUCAACAGCCGCCGCAUACUGACGGCGAAGGCCGCGCUGGAACCCAGAUUGCGAUGCACUGAGGUGGACGAGAACGGCGAGGUGAUUUUGGUGGAUGGCGAGUUCAAGAAGACGGAGCUCAUCGCAAAGUACGGACUGCUACCCCGCGACCUGCGAAAGAUUGAUUCCUCCAAUCUGCCUCACAUCCUCGUCCGCCAGUCCGCGAUCCUUCUCAACUUGCUUCACCUGAAGGUCCUGAUCAAGAAGGACCGCGUGCUGCUCUUCGACGUGUACGGCUCCAAGACGUCAUACCCGCAGUCGGCCUUCAUGUACGACCUGCAGGGCAAGCUCAAGCAGAAGAACGUCCAGGGCGGCGUCAACGGCCUGCCGUACGAGUUCCGCGCCCUCGAGGCGGUGUUGACCUCCGUCACCUCGGAGCUCGAGGCCGACUUCGAGUCCGUACGGGACCCCGUCAUCCGCCUCCUCAGCGAGCUUGAGGACGACAUCGACCGGCACAAGCUGCGUGUCCUGCUCAUCCUGUCCAAGCGGGUGAGUACCUUUGAGCAGAAGGCCAAGCUCGUGCGCGACGCCAUCGAGGAGCUGCUCGAGGCCGACGACGACCUUGCCGCCAUGUACCUGACCGAGAAGGCGCACGACCUCUACCGCGGCAUCGACGACCACACCGAGGUGGAGCUGCUGCUCGAGUCGUACAACAAGCUCUGCGACGAAAUCGUCCAGGAGGCGCAGAACUUGGUGUCUGGCAUCCGCAACACCGAGGAGAUCAUCCGCGCGAUCCUUGACGCCAACCGUAACGCCCUUAUGCUUCUCGACCUCAAAUUCAGCGUCGGCACCCUCGGCUUGGCCAUGGGCACCUUCCUCGCGGGCCUGUACGGCAUGAACCUCGAGAACUUCAUCGAGGACACUAACUGGGGCUUUGCCGGCGUCACAAUCACCUCGACCAUCUGCUCCCUCAUCGUCUGCUGGUACGGCCUCGUCAAGCUGCGCAAGGUCCAGCGCGUCAAGAUGAUGUUUGACGAGCGCGGGCCCCUGACCCGGAGCAGCCGGCAGUUGACUUCGUCGUCGGCGGCGGCGCAGCCGAGCGUCAGCGCGGGCCAGCACUGGUUCCAGGACGACGGCCCCGUGGGCCUGCUCGAUGCCCGGAACCGCGAAAAGUUCCGCCGCGUGACGAACCAGAAGGCCGCCGCGGCCGCCAACGCAAAGAUGACCACCAAAAAGUGGUUCCAGUGA